This is a messenger RNA of Ipomoea triloba (trilobed morning glory), 713 nucleotides long. Its product is annotated as transmembrane protein 258-like. The transcript is spliced from 4 exons. NCBI's taxonomy places the organism in Eukaryota, Viridiplantae, Streptophyta, Magnoliopsida, Solanales, Convolvulaceae. Gene Ontology annotation, cellular component: membrane-bounded organelle. Gene Ontology annotation, biological process: protein N-linked glycosylation. The coding region runs from base 119 to 355 and encodes 78 amino acids. The record is from RefSeq and is a predicted model, not a curated record.
ACUAGAUUGCAGCUCCCAGUCUGUCUCUCAGUAAAAGCUACAGAGUCUUCGAAAUGACUUAGCGAGCCAGUCGUCUGACAAGAGAGAUCUGUCGAUCGUUUUGGAUUCCCAGAAACAAAUGGCUCAAUCAGCGAAACCGAUCUCGAGCCCGGUUCCGGUAUCGAUGUAUCCAACCCUAGCCUUCUUCAUGCUUGCCGUUGGCCUCGUCGUCACUGCUUCCUUCUUCAUCUAUGAAGCUACUUCUUCUAGGAAGAACCGCAGCCUCGCAAAGGAGCUUACCACAGCGACUGUAGCAUCUGUAUUCAUGGGUUUUGGAUCGUUGUUCUUACUACUUGCCUCGGGAGUUUUUGUUUGAUCGCUUGGAAUGGAGCUGGGCAGAGUCUUGUUUUUCGAGUUUCUAAAAAAUUUUCUUUAGAACUUUAUUUGAUAUGAUAGAGUUUGAGGAGAGCCUCUAUAGAAUUUCAUCUCUAUUACAUAUUUUCCCUAGUAUAUGGAUGUAAUAUGAAUUUAGAGUCAGACAUUGAUCCCAUUAUACAAUUCUAUAUUUUUUAUUUAGGAGAAAGUCCACAAUUGUUAGCCGUGUGUGUAUUCUACUAUUCUGGGUGAAGUUUGACUUGUGAUCUUAAUUGACAAAUGAUCACAAGAAUGUAAGCCAACUUGAGUUGUCACAGACUCAUAAUUGACCAACUCAAAUCAAGAAAGUUAAUAGACAA